CCGGAAGUGUUCACAGAAGCCAGAGUGCUUUGAACAGCUGCAAACCCGAUAUUUAUAGUCGCGCGAGAUAUAAUAGCUGCCUGACAUAGCCAUGAAACGGAAAGUCGGCGCCCUCGAGAAGGUGGAGGCGGACCUUACAAGUUUGAGGUACCGUGUAAAGCGAGACCCGCCGUCAUACGAAGGAGACUUCAUUGCGCAGUACGAGCUAUACCAGACAUAUCGCGACCUCUUCCUACAGAACCCCGCGACGAGCGACAACAGCGGCUUGGUCUCUUUUCGCGACCAGGUUGACUUUGUCACACAUUGUUCAGACUGCUAUCCCUCAAUCACGAAGGAUUUCCCCACGGACAUCGUAACAAUUCUGCGUCAGCACCAUGCGGAGAUUGAGCCGGAUCUACGAGAGAAGUUGGUUGGCAGCUUGUGUUUGCUGAGGAACAAGGAGGUUAUCUCCUCCGAAAUGCUGUUGGGAAAUCUUUUCCCCCUCUUAAUUGCCACUCCCAGUAAAUCGCUUCGCCCUCUGCUAUAUACCAAGAUCAUCUCUGAGCUGCGAAACUCUCCGAACACCAAAGCGAGCAAGGCCUUCCAAACCUCUCUAUACAACCUCGUAACUAGCGAUCGCGAGUCCUCUAAGGCGUUAUGGUCGGUCAAGAUAUGUCGAGAGAUGUGGAGGCGGCAGGUUUGGACGGAUUCCAAGGCUGUUGAGAUCCAGAAAGAGGCAACUUUGUCGGACAACGAGAAGGUCAUUGUUGGAUCAGUACGAUUUUUCCUGGGAGGCGAUCGCGAGAGAGAAGAGGCGGCGGAAGAGUCAAGCGAUGACGAGAUCGACAUGGGCAAGCUUCGCCAUCAGGCGGGCAUCAAUAAGAAGACCAAGAAAAAGGAGCGCGAUCUUAAGAAGGCCGCAGCGACUGUUAAGAGGAAGGAGAAGAAGAAGUCAGCACCUCAUCCACUAAACUUUUCGGCUUUCCACCUGCUACACGAUCCCCAGGGUUUUGCCGAGACACUGUGGAGCAAGCACUUGAAGGACUCGAAAUCAAAGCUGCCCCUCGAAUCCAAACUUCUCGUUCUGAAUCUCGUCACCCGUCUCGUGGGUCUGCAUCAACUUACGAUCAUUUCCCUCUACAGUUGGUUCCUCAAAUACCUUACUCCCCGCCAAACAUCUGUCACGUCGUUCCUUGCUUGUUUAGCCCAAGCAACACACAACUUUGUCCCUGGCGAUGUCCUAGAACCGCUCGUCACCAAGAUCGCCAAUGAAUUUGUCAGCGAAGCAUCUGCGGCAGAGGUAGCCGCCUCCGGUCUCAACGCCAUUCGUGAGAUCUGCGCCCGCCAACCCAUGGCCAUGAACGACACUCUGUUACAGGAUCUCGUGUUGUACAGGAAGAGCAAGGACAAGGGAACGAUGAUGGCCGCGAAGGGUCUUCUCUCGCUGUACCGCGAAGUCGGCGCAGAACUCCUGAACAAGCGUGACCGAGGCAAGGACGCUACCAUGGGUCUACGCGCUGGUACUAUGAAGGAGCGACGUUUCGGUGAGCAGGAGAUUGGAGACAUCCAGGGCAUUGAGCUCCUCGAGCAAUGGAAGGAAGAGGAGCGCCGUAAGAAACGUGAAGCGGCCGGCCUUCCCGCAGAUAUCGGCAGUGACGAGGAGGAAGAAGACGAAGCGGCCGACUGGAAGAACUGGGACGUCGAGUCCGACGACAGCGAUUCCUCGACCGGCUGGAUCAACGUUGAGAGUGACGGCGAAGACAUCAACGUUAGUGACAGCGAGGACGAAAAGGAUCGUCCGAGCAAGAAAGCCAAGGUGGACGCCCCAGCCAACGACGAUGCCAAGUCUACGAAAUCGGAGGAGCCAGAGGCGAAGAAGAUCUCGAAGCUGCUGACAACGACCAUCCUGACGCCCGCGGAUCUCGCGAAACUCAAGGAGCUCCAGCUCGCGAGCUCGGUGAACGCGAACAUGGCAUCCAGCAAGCGCCGCGAAGCGCUACUCGCACAGCACGCGGACGACGCCAUCACGGCGGAGACCAUCGAAGCGGCCGGCCUGCUCGGCAAGAAGAAGACGAAGGAGGAGAAGAUCGCGAUGGCCAAGGGCGACCGCGAGGAGAACCACCAGUCGACGACGGCGAAGCGUAAGGAGAAGAAGAACGCCGAGGGCAAGAGCACGACGAACAAGGAGAAGGCCAGGAAGAAGAACUUCCUGAUGACGCUGGGCAAGGCUAAGGGCAAGCAGAAGCGGAGUCUGGUUGACGUGCGGAAGACGCUGCGUGGGCAUUUGGACAGACAGAAGAGGGGUGGACGACGUGGAAACAAGUAGUCGUGAUUGUUGUUGCAGAAGUUAGAAAGGAUACCCUGUC
Aaosphaeria arxii CBS 175.79 is the source of this 2345-nucleotide messenger RNA. Its product is annotated as SDA1 family protein. The record is from RefSeq and is a predicted model, not a curated record. Bases 92 to 2305 code for a protein of 737 amino acids. The transcript is spliced from 4 exons. Gene Ontology annotation, molecular function: protein binding. Gene Ontology annotation, cellular component: nucleolus. NCBI's taxonomy places the organism in Eukaryota, Fungi, Ascomycota, Dothideomycetes, Pleosporales. Gene Ontology annotation, biological process: ribosomal large subunit export from nucleus; ribosomal large subunit biogenesis.